AUGCCGUCGGCACCCUUCGCAGUUUCAUCGCAGGCAAGCAAGAAGCUGAAGUCCUUCAAAUCUAGUGAGAAGCUAGUUGGAGCGGAGGAAGACAAAGAAAAUCAACAGCUGGAAGGGAAGAGUCCAACUAGUGAGGAUGUCUCUCUCUCGCGGCCAAUUCUCUCAGAAGCCAGUUUUCCUCAUACUCCAGCCGUCCGAAUACCCAUAGAAGACCUGAUUGCGAACACAGAAGAUGCUUUCAACUGCACUCCUCCAAGUACAACCCCCAAAGACCAUGUUACCUGGCAAACGUAUCCAGAUAGUUCAGAUGCGUCUGGCACAGCAAGAAGUACACAGAGAAGCAGAAAGCGUGCUCGCAGCUCGUCCCCGGCGUCAUCUCAAUUGGGAGCCUCAGAACAUUCUCCAGCCCCCAGGGAUCCCAUGAAUCUAGACUCACUGAACAAAUCGUUGCGUACGCCAAACAACGACCCCACGCAAGACCUCUGGAAUCGCUACUCUGCCGCCAAUGCUAUUACAACCGUACAAGCCGAACCAACAUUACCACAAUACGCCCACUUAUUGCCUUCCUCUCCGCAGACUCCAAGCACCACCGGCAAAGACAGUGGUCUGCGCCGAACUCAUAGCUGUGGAGUUGAAUGGCCUACUUCAAAGGCUAAAAAGAGGAAAUUUGAAGCAACCGACUCACACGGACGUACAAAGGAGUUUUUCGCUGCUUCACGAAAGGACAUCUUAGGGCGAGAUUUGUCUAACAAUACCCGUGUCGGCCUUCUGCUAGAUAAGAUCCAACGAAGUCUUAUCAAAAAACCAGCAGCAGAGCACAGUCCGUCAAGUUCAUCUCCCUUGCCUGAUCGUCGAUCUCAAACUCUACACUCUCCUACGAGACCACAAAGCCGAGCUCGACCACGAACAGCUCGUGCUCCCAGUGCAGCUGUUGAUGCGCAGCGAGAAUCGCUAGAGAGAAUCGAUGCACAACCCGAUGAGAGCUUUUCUUCAGAGUUUAGCGAUGACGGUCUUGAUAUAGAGGCGUUUGAGAGCGUUGAGUUCGCCAUAGCUCAACAGUCGGAACAACAAGAGACAAGCCAGACCAAGGCGGGUGAAGGGAUGGCGGAUCCUCCGAGUGCGAGCAACCAUCACGCUCCAACGACCAAUGCAACAUGUGCCUCCCAAGGAAUAAGACCUGGCGGUCAACACGAACCAGGGGCUCUAUCGGGAGCGCCGCCCACGCAUGUUCAACGAUGUGUUGCGCCAAAAGAAGAUGAAUUUGAUGAUGAAUUUGAUGACGAUGAGGAAUUAAUGAAUGGUAUACUUGAUCUGGCGGCGAAAUAUGAGUCCCAACAACAACCUACUACGAAUGUGGAAAGUGUCACUUUGGACCACAGUUCAUGCCAAAAAAGACCUGAAAGAGAACCCCUAGGACGUUUGGAAAGCCUUGACGAGUUUGAGAAUGCCUUUGACGAUGACGAUGAAUUAUGGGACAAUAUUGCAGAAGCCACGCCUGCUGGCGAAUCAUCAAAUGCAGGCUUAACGAAACAUACUAUAUGGGACUCAAUUGAUAAUCGAGCCAUCAAACGUUAUCUUAUUGUCGACGUCUUCGAGUCCCACUAUGAAUACAAAGUCGGUCAUACCCGCCCAGAAAAAAUGCUGUCCGUCAAGGAUGAAAAGACCGGAAUGCGAUACAUCAUAUCAUUACGCGAUUCCUGGUAUGACACUCGAUGCACUAAAGGAUCAUACGUCCAUGUUGUCGGCAAAUUUGAUCGUACGGGUCAAUGCGUUAUCAAUGACGCAGACAAUAUGAUCAUCAUCCAUCCUGAUCAUUUAAUAUCUUCAACUGUGGUUGGCGACGCAUUCACGUGUAUGCGCCGCGCUGUCCUUCAGGACCGAGUCAAGGCAACAAGUGCAGCGACCACCCCCCAGGUUUAUGGCUAUAUUCUCCACGAAGUCUUCGGCCAGGCCCUGUCGCUCAACAAGUGGGACCCUUCAUCACUGAGAGAUAUCAUCGACAGGAUUCUUCCCUCCUUUCUUGAAUCGCUAUACGAGAUCGGUGUACGCACUCAAGACGCCACAGAAUAUCUUCUAAGCAAGACUCCAGAGAUGAUGGCCUGGGCCAGCGUUUUUGUUAGUGAUGACUUUACUGGUGAUUCCGUGAUCCGUGAUCGAAAUGGUGUGCUUGUUCCAACCAACAUCAAUAAGGUUCUAGAACUUGAAGAGCAUAUCUGGUCUCCUAUGUAUGGCCUCAAAGGGAAUAUCGAUGCUACCGUCCAGGCUCAAAUGAAAUUACCAAAUGAAGCAGACAGCAGAACAUUGGUCGUCCCCUUGGAGUUAAAGACGGGCAAGAGAGACAACGUAGAGCAGCAUCGCGUGCAGACUGCUCUGUAUACACUCCUUCUUACUGAUCGAUAUGACAUCAAUGUCGCCUCUGGUGUUCUCUACUACAUGGAGACGUCAAAGACUUUCCGUGUGGAAGGUAUAAGGAAUGAAAUUCGCCACAUGGUAAUUGAACGCAACGAAUUGGCUUGUUAUGUCCACGACAAGCUCGCUCUCCCACCGAUGAUCAAGAAAGAGCAUAUGUGCAAGAGCUGUUAUUCCAAGGCAGCAUGUUUCACUUACCACAAACUGUCAGAGAAUGGUGAUGGCGAGACCAGUGGGCUUGGAGAGAAGUUCAACGAAAGCACCGGUCAUCUUUUGCCAGCACACCAGGUAUUUUUCAAGAAGUGGGACGAUCUGCUGACGAAAGAAGAACGAGACACCAUGAAGUUUCGUCGUGAAUUGUGGACAAUGUUAAGCUCGGAACGGGAAGCAGUCGGUCGUUGCUUUUCGGAAGUUGUUAUUCUACCCGGCUCUAUUAUCGAGAACAGGGAGAACGCAAAGAUCAAUAGGUUCGAGUACACCUUCGUCAAACACAAACCUAAAGCCGGGUUUUCCUUCACGGAGUCUCAGAUCACCAUAGGGGAACCAAUUGUCAUAUCUGAUGAAAAGGGGCAUUUCAACUUUGCAGCGGGCUAUGUUACUAAUGUACGUCCAAAUAGAGUGGUCGUCUCUGUUGAUCGAAGAUUACAAUAUCGCCGUCGAAAGAAGGUAGAUUUUGAUCCAUCGACUAAUCAGGUUUUUUCGGGUACCUUGGGUGCAGACUACUCUCCGUCUUCUUUCUCAAUCGAUACAGAAAGCCCGACUCUUUACCGGAUUGACAAGGAUGAAUUUGCCAAUGGGAUGGCAACAGCACGAAAUAACAUCAUUCGUAUCAUGGAGAAAGACCUGUGGCAAGCCAGGGAGCUUAGGCAAUUAAUUGUCGAAAACAAAGCCCCAGAAUUCAAAAUCUCACCCACAGCUUACACCCUAACAGGCCCAGCUUCCCAACAAAGCCUUAAUACCGACCAACGGAAGGCAAUUGAGAAGGUCAUGAGCGCAAAGGACUAUGCCUUGGUAUUGGGAAUGCCUGGCACCGGGAAAACAACAACCAUUGCUCAUAUCAUCCGAGCACUUGUAUCACAAGGCAAAUCAGUCUUGCUUGCUUCUUACACGCAUACAGCGGUAGACAAUAUCCUCUUGAAGAUCAAGAACGAUAAGAUCCCUACUUUCCGCAUUGGGGCCAUCAAUAAGGUCCACCCGGACAUUCAAUCAUUUGCAGAUGUGUCGGGGAUCCCAAAACGAUCUCUUGAAGAUCUACAUGCCUCAUGGCAAGGAAGCCAAGUGGUUGCUACAACCUGUCUUGGUGUGAACCACGGUAUUUUCAAUGCUCGAACAUUCGAUUAUUGCAUAGUGGACGAAGCCUCUCAAAUCACAUUACCUGUUUGUCUGGGUCCGAUCCGAAUGGCUAGAACCUUCAUUCUUGUUGGUGACCAUUAUCAGCUACCACCCCUUGUUCAAAAUAAGGAAGCACAAGAGGGUGGUCUGGAUGUCAGUCUAUUCAAGUUGCUGUCAGAUGCCCAACCGGAUUCUGUCGUGAAUCUGGAGCAUCAAUAUCGUAUGGCAGAAGACAUCAUGUUGCUCUCGAAGGAACUUGUCUACUCCGGGCGAAUUAAGUGCGGGAACGAAGCUGUGGCCAAGCGAUCAUUGGAAAUACCGGAUCUGGAUGGUGGACUUGCUAUGCAUCAUAUUACUGCAUCGUCUUUACCCAGGUCCUCAAGCUCUACAAACGUUUGUGUCUCUGGUUCCACAUGCUGGCUUCGAAAGUCACUGGCUCCGGAUGCUCGUUGCCUCUUCUUGGACACUGACAGCAUUACCUUCCUCGGAGCUAAGCUUGAAACUGCUGCUGGUCCUCGAAUCACCAAUUCCACGGAAUCAGCACUGACAACUCAACUCGUCACAGCAUUGAUACAUUCCGGCGUUGCACCACGAAACAUCGGUGUUAUCACAUUUUAUCGAUCGCAGCUUGCCCUCCUUAGGAGUGAUAUCAAGGCAAGUGCUGGAAGCAGUGCUGCAAGCGAAGUCGAAAUGCAUACAGCAGACAAAUAUCAGGGCAGGGACAAAGAGGUCGUGAUCUUGAGCUGUGUCCGGAGCAAUGAGAACAAUCAUGUUGGGGAUCUUCUGAAGGAUUGGAGACGAGUCAAUGUUGCAGUGACACGAGCUCGUAGUAAGCUUCUCGUCAUUGGGAGCAAGUCCACUCUCGCAGGGAGUGGAGUCCCCAUAUUGCAAGGUUUGACUAAAAUCAUGGGUGAGAAAGGAUGGAUACUAGAUCUUCCUACGGGCGUGAUUGAAUCACAUUCCUUCGAGGGAGUAACACAAGCAACUGGAGCUACUCAAUUGAGCCUGGCAGGGCAUGGUGAGAAACCCCGGCCUACUCUUGAAGCACGAGGAACACGGCAUUCGCAGGGAAGAAACAGACCACUGCAAGCAACAAGUGGUAAUACUACUCAGAGCCUAAAUAAGAGAUCACCCGAGGACCCACGAAAUGGCUCUGUCCGGAAACCGAACGUAAUUGCUCGAGGAAACAAGAUUAGGAAUGUGCAGAAACUGCUGCGGCAUGACUCAGUCAUGAGGGACGUACUAAACGAGCUCGACCUGGGUAUCGACGAGAACACGCCGCAUGCAACAAAUGGGAAGGAGAAGGUGGAAUCCGAAAUUGAACUGGAUGGGGGUUUUGAACCUGCGGACUUUGGCGUGUUCUGA
Exophiala aquamarina CBS 119918 is the source of this 5106-nucleotide messenger RNA. Its product is annotated as DNA replication ATP-dependent helicase Dna2. Gene Ontology annotation, biological process: replication fork reversal. Gene Ontology annotation, molecular function: 5'-flap endonuclease activity; single-stranded DNA helicase activity. The coding region runs from base 1 to 5106 and encodes 1701 amino acids. NCBI's taxonomy places the organism in Eukaryota, Fungi, Ascomycota, Eurotiomycetes, Chaetothyriales, Herpotrichiellaceae. Gene Ontology annotation, cellular component: cytoplasm. The transcript has 3 exons. The record is from RefSeq and is a predicted model, not a curated record.